Molecule: messenger RNA, 3169 nt
Organism: Megalobrama amblycephala (Wuchang bream)
Lineage: Eukaryota; Metazoa; Chordata; Actinopteri; Cypriniformes; Xenocyprididae
Product: caseinolytic peptidase B protein homolog
Exons: 16
Coding region: 193-2178 (661 amino acids)
Biological process (GO): cellular response to heat
Cellular component (GO): mitochondrion; cytoplasm
Molecular function (GO): ATP binding; protein binding; ATP hydrolysis activity
Source: RefSeq, a predicted model, not a curated record
CAUGAUGCCCUGCUCACCGCGGAUGUUUUUCGUUAACCGGACACACGUUUCUGCUCUCAAGCUCUGAUCCUCCUGCUGUCAUUAACAUCACAAACCGGCCGUCGGUGAUCACUGGAACACCUAAACUAAUCACCCCGUUUUCUUUGAUAACAGAACCCGCUGUUAUUAUUGUCGUCAGUUCGGAGGGUCGCGAUGUUCCUGUCGUCGGUACCGGCGCGCGUCCUGAUGCGAAGGUCGCGGAGUCUGUCGCCGUGUCGCGCGCUGCAGACCAGUCACGGUGAAGCCUCCCGCUUCCGAAACCUCUGUGAGCUCGAACCGAGCCGGAGCCCGGUGGCCAGCGGCUCACGAGCGUCCAGGAAGAGUGUUUUGAGUGAGGAGUCGCACAUGCAGUACCAUCAGCUGGCCAGCAGGUGGCGCGUCAGUCUGGAGGGCCGCCGGAGCAGCUGGGCGACGCUGACCGCUGCGGGGCGCUACAGAGACGGACACGAGAGCGGCUCGGACACCGCCGCUGCUGCGGGCGUCAUUUCAGCCGCGGCGCUCGCCUUCUGCCUGAAGAAAGACAACGAUGAUAAAGCUGAAGCUCUUCUAGACGCGUCCAGAUCCAGUAACACUGAGGAGGUGAUCAGGUUGUUGGCGGAGGGAACCGAUCCGAACACUCGACACCGCUUGGGCUGGACGGCUCUCAUGGUGGCCGCCAUGAACAAACAGCACAAUGUGGUGAAGGUCCUGCUGGAGGCGGGUGCUGAUCCAAACCUGGGCGACGACUUCAACAGCGUGUAUGAGACGGCUCGAGAGAAGGGCGUUCACUCAUUAGAGGUGUUGGUGAGCAGAGAGGACGAGUUCAGUAAUCGUCUGAGCAGUCGCGCUUCUUUCCGUGGCUGUUCGGCUCUGCAUUACGCCGCUCUGGCCGAUGACCUGCGGACCGUCCGGAUGCUGCUGGAUGCAGGUGCCAACCCCUUACAGAAGAACGAGCUGGGACACACACCGCUGACCUACGCCAAAGAGGGAGAGAUGGUCACGCUGCUGAAGGAGUCGCAGAACACGUUUGCGGAGGCCCAGCGGAAGCGGGAGGCUGAGGAGAGGAGGAAGUUUCCUCUGGAGCGCAGACUGAAGGAGCACAUCAUUGGACAGGAAGGAGCCAUCAAUACAGUAGCAUCAGCCAUUAGGAGGAAGGAGAACGGCUGGUACGAUGAAGAACAUCCCCUCGUCUUCCUCUUCCUGGGCUCGUCCGGAAUCGGUAAAACUGAGCUGGCCAAGCAGGUGGCGCGAUACAUGCAUAAAGACAUUAAGAAGGGUUUCAUCCGCAUGGACAUGUCUGAGUUUCAAGAGAAACAUGAGGUGGCGAAGUUCAUCGGUUCUCCUCCAGGGUACGUGGGUCAUGAAGAAGGUGGUCAGCUGACCAAACAGCUCAAACAGUGUCCGAACGCCGUGGUUCUGUUUGACGAGGUGGAUAAAGCUCAUCCAGACGUGCUGACCAUCAUGUUACAGCUCUUUGACGAGGGUCGAUUGACUGAUGGGAAGGGGAAGACGAUUGAGUGUAAAGAUGCCAUCUUCAUCAUGACGUCCAAUGUGGCUAGUGAUGAGAUUGCCCAACAUGCGUUGCAGCUGAGGCAGGAAGCUCAGGAACAAAGCCGCAGACGCCUCGCUGAAAAUCUGGAAGACGUUCAGAAGAGCGAGAAGAUCACCAUCUCCAACACGUUCAAAGAGCAGAUGAUCCGCCCCAUCCUGAAGGCUCAUUUCAGACGGGACGAGUUUCUGGGGAGGAUCAACGAGAUUGUUUACUUCCUGCCGUUCUGUCACUCUGAACGCAUCCAGCUGGUCAGCAAAGAGCUCAACUACUGGGCCAAGAAGGCCAAGCAGAGGCACAACAUCACGCUGCUGUGGGAGCAUCCCGUCCUGGAGCUGCUGGCGAGAGGAUAUAACCUGCACUACGGCGCGCGCUCCAUCAAACACGAGGUGGAACGGCGGGUGGUGAAUCAGUUGGCCGCCGCGUACGAGCAGGAGCUCCUGCCGAAGGGCUGUACUCUGCGUCUCUGUGUUGACGGAGGACCGGAGGAGAAGGACGGAGCUGCAGUUCUGCGUCUGGAGCUGGUGGGUGACGACAGCACCGCCCGAAAACUGGACAUCCGCCCACCGCUGAACCCCGACGACGUGGCCUACGCCCACCGACGCCACUGAACGAGAGAAGCUAAGACUGAAUCACAUCCAGCGCUCGUUCCGUUCUGUUCCAUCACAAUAAAAACGAGAAUCACGAGCUGGAGUCUGGUUAGUGCGUGUUGUUUUAGUGUUCAUCAGAUUAUUGGCAGAAAUGUAAAAAAAUAUGGUGUUUGUAAUGCUGCGUUCAAUGUUUCAUCACAGCUGAGCUCGUAACUUUAAUAACUCACAUAAAUCACUGCAGCUUUAUGAUGUUGCUCAUAAUGAAGAUCUUCCAGAAUCAAACGCCAGAGCGUCUGUCAUGUACAGAAAAUAUGAAGAUGUCUAUAUUUAUGGAAGUUAAAGUUAUGUAUGUUAAAGUCCAGGACACGUUAAAAUCAAAGCGUGUUAUUACUCUAAAACACUAAUGUUUAACGUGAAAUAUGAACGAAUCAUCAGCUUUAUUACACAGAAAAACAAGGUUUCGAUUGUUAACAUGAAGUAAUGAUGAACAGCAGUUCAUAGUCAAAGCGUGAACUGAUGUUAACACAUGACAUGCCAAAAACAAUUCAUCAACCUGCUUCAUAUAGACACACUUCAGCAUGUUUCCUCGUGGAUAAAAUCACGUCCUGUUGCUCUUAAAUAUGUAAAGAUUACAAGUAAAAUAGUUCUUAUAGUUCUUAAAUGUUUAGAAGAUGUUUUGAUCAAAUGCUGCAGCAGAAACAUCACGAGAAUGUCUGAAUGUGAACAUAUUUAUGUGAAAACAUUAAUGUUUUAUGUGUUUAUCUCAGGAUGGCACUGAUACAAAAUAAAGGAAACUGCAAACUUAUCUCACAGUUCAGAGUUCAAAGUACAAACUGCAAGAUAUAAACUCUGAAUUGUAAGAUAAAAAGUCGCAAUUACCUUUUAAUUUAUUUUUUUCCAUGACAGAAACAAGCUUCCAUCGAGCGUUUAACCUCAUUUACAUGUUUACUGUGAAUCAAGCCUUUUUUUAUUGAACACAAACAUGAAUAAAGAUCACAAGUCUCUUCUCUGA